UCGUUCACCGUAGCGCCUCUUUCCGGAGCUUCAGAGCGCAGGCGCGUAGUUUGGUCUCCGUCAUGGUGGGACGAUUUUACUGAUAAUUUAUUUUACUUUUAUUUUAUUAAUUGUUGUCUUUGGUGUUUCUUUAAACGUAACUCGCAUUGGUCAGUGUCCCAUGUACAGUGAGUGGAUUCAGAGUCAUAGCUAAUUGUAGCCCUACAGGCCCCCUGGUAAAGGUGUGUCGGAGAUCUCUCCCUGCUUCGUCAGGAUGAAGGUGGCGGUGGAAGGCUGUUGCCAUGGCGAGCUGGAUAAGAUCUACGAGACCAUUGCCUUCCUGGAGAGGAAGGAGGGAGUGAAGGUGGACCUGCUGCUGUGCUGCGGAGACUUCCAGGCCGUGCGCAACGAGGCCGACAUGAAGUGCAUGGCAGUGCCGCAGAAAUACAGGCAGAUGCAGACCUUCUACAAGUAUUACUCUGGAGAGAAGGCGGCUCCUGUCCUCACCAUCUUCGUGGGGGGCAACCACGAAGCGUCCAAUCACAUGCAGGAGCUGCCCUACGGGGGCUGGGUAGCACCCAACAUCUACUACCUAGGCUACGCAGGAGUGGUCCGGUAUCGAGGGGUCCGGAUUGGAGGGCUGUCUGGGAUCUUCAAGUCACAUGACUACAGGAAAGGUCACUUUGAAUGCCCUCCGUAUGACCAGCAGACUGUCAGGAGUGCGUACCACGUGAGAAACAUUGAGGUCUUCAAAUUGAAGCAGAUCCGGCAGCCCAUGGAUAUCUUCCUGUCUCACGAUUGGCCGCGAGGGAUCUAUCACUAUGGCAACAAGUCUCAGCUGCUGAAGAGGAAGUCGUUCCUGCGGCAGGAAGUGGAGUCGAACUCGCUGGGCAGCCCGGCUGCGGCGGAGCUUCUGCAGCACCUGCAGCCUGCAUACUGGUUCUCCGCUCACCUGCACGUCAAGUUCGCAGCCUACGUGCAGCACCAGGCGCAAAAGGACUUGUUGCCGAGGGCAACCAAGUUCCUGUCGCUCGAUAAGUGUCUGCCUCACCGAGACUUCCUGCAGAUAGUGGAUAUCGAGCAGGACCCCAGUGCCUCGGACCGGCUGGAGUACGACCCCGAGUGGCUGUCCAUCCUGAAGAACACCGCCGGCCUGGUCAACACGACCGCCAGGACCUGGAACAUGCCAGAGAACAACGGCCUCUUCUCCCGGUGGGAUUAUAGCGCCUCUGAGUCUGGUCUGAAGGAGGUCCAGUCUGACCUGGGGGGUGACCUUUGUGUCCCUGAGAACUUCAGCGCAACGGCGCCCCACUACGACCCCAACAACCCCCAGUUACAGCGAGAGCCCACCUAUGCAGUGAACCCCCAAACCACAGAGCUGUGCGCCUGCCUGGGGCUCACCGACCCCAACGCAUGCAGGACUGAGGGGGUAGGCUGGGAGGAGGAGGAGCAGGAGGAUAACCUGAGCACAGGGAGCGCAGAGGAGCCCAGCGAAUACCCCACUGACACCUCUGGGCUGUCCAGCUCCGUCAACCCUGAUGAGAUCACCAUUGAAGAGGAGUGGGAGGAGGAGGGAGGCGAGGAAGCGGCGAUACAGAGCCCCCCAGCACGCCUCGUCCUGCCCUCUCCCAGUAGAACCAGCAGCAGUGACGGGCUGAUUGAGAAUCGACCCCCCUUUUCCCUCUCUGCCAGCCUGCCCGAACCCAUGGGGGUGUCGUCCUCGGAGGAAUUCACCAAUGAGGAGCUGGAACGGCACGAGGGGGCAGGGUUAACAGAUGGCAUUGAGGGGAACAGCUCGCCCCCUAGUGGAGAGAGCAGCGCAGCACGGCCUCCCAAGCGCAUCAGCGGGGAGAAUGCAGCCACGGGCCAGGGUAUGAAAAAGAUGAAGAGGAGGAAUCAGACCAUCUACACUGCACGGGGAGAGGAGGAGGAAGAGGAGGGAGACUGCUGAUCGUCUUCACACGUUUUUAUUCUAGUUCGGCUUGUUUUAGUUCUCGUGGCGGUGGGGUUUUUAUUUAGUGCACAGUGCCGCCUGCCUCCUGUGGAUUGUAUGCUGUUGCUGUUUCUUUCAGAGGAAUUGUUUUAAAGAGAUCGCUGGCCAUCUGCUGGCUGAAUGCUCGCUGUCCAGUAAUUUGGGGUUUUUCUUUUUCUGAAAAGGUAUUGCUGCGUCUGUAAACUGUGCAACACUGUUUACAUUUUUUCUGUGUGUUUGUAAACAUUGGCUUUCCCUUUUUACUUUAUUUUAAUCAUGUAACACAACCGGAAUGAGCCAAGUGUGUUGGAGCCAUCCUAAUCUUGGCGUUCAGAACUUUGUUUUAUUUUUAUUGUUUGUUUUGUUUCUCUGAAACUGGAGAAUGCUAACCCUCUUUUUAAAACAACAGCCGAGAACAGAUUAAUGAAUUUUUUUAAUUAAUGAUUAAAGACUUCAAAAUUGACACCUCUAUAGUGUCCCUUUACCCCCCCCCACAGAGAUUUGGAUUACACUAUGAUUUUAAUUUUUGUUUUAGGUCAGAAAGCACAUUAAAAUGUUAUGUUCUACUUGA
Acipenser ruthenus (sterlet) is the source of this 2522-nucleotide messenger RNA. Its product is annotated as lariat debranching enzyme B-like. The coding region runs from base 254 to 1930 and encodes 558 amino acids. Gene Ontology annotation, molecular function: RNA lariat debranching enzyme activity. Gene Ontology annotation, biological process: mRNA splicing, via spliceosome. Gene Ontology annotation, cellular component: nucleus. The transcript is spliced from 9 exons. Lineage: Eukaryota; Metazoa; Chordata; Actinopteri; Acipenseriformes; Acipenseridae. The record is from RefSeq and is a predicted model, not a curated record.